Messenger RNA from Aureobasidium musti, 1065 nucleotides. The record is from the annotation of a GenBank genome assembly. Lineage: Eukaryota; Fungi; Ascomycota; Dothideomycetes; Dothideales; Saccotheciaceae.
AUGCCCAUCCCAAUCCUCAGCGAACCACCAGGCAAACCCAACUCCAGCUACGUGCUCCCCGUCUACAAUGGCGAACUCUGGACAAUCCCAACCUCAAACUCAGUCAUGCGCAUGCUCGUCACCGAAAAAGAAUCCAAAGGCGACUUUGCUGUGGUCAGCACAGGAGGUCAACAAGACAACCCCAUCGGCUUCCACUACCACCGCGAAGCCCACGAUGUGUUUUUGUGUCUCAAAGGCAGUAUGAAUGUAUGGGCAAACGAUUCUGCUCGCACACUGUUGCCUGGAGAUUUUGCCUCUGUGCCGCCGAAUGUGGUGCAUCAAUACCAGAUCCUAGGUUCGCAUACCGAGUUUGCUGGAUUAAUUGUUCCUGGAGGUUGGGAGGAGUUUUUCAGGUUUAUUGGGGAGCCUUUCGCUACUUCGCCGAUGGGACCUCUGUUUCCUACUCGCGACAAUAGGAAUCCUAUGGAAGUGCUGGUGCCGAAACUCAUUGCUGCAACUGAGAAAUUCGAUAUGGUGCCUAAGCGCGACCAUAAAGGUGCUGAGCCUACCUUAUGCACAAACAAAGACAAUAAACACAGCAAUUCGCCAACAGAGCCUUAUUUCCUCAAGGCAGAUGCGGGGCCUAGAUAUGCCAGUGCGGGUCUGCUGGUGAAACCUCUCUGUCAAAAAGCAGAUUCAGACGGCAGGUUCAGCAUUGCCAGACUGGAGGGCUCAGCAACGAUAAAGUCGCAGUAUUUGGCUUACAACACUUUGACCUUUGAGACCUCGCAUCACUGCUUCUUGGUUGAUAUAGGAAGUUUCCGCUUGACUGUUGAUGGCCAGAGUUCUGAAAUCAGUGCUGGAGAAACCAUCUUUGUUCCUGCUGGCCAGGAGUUUACGCUAGAGGUUGCGAGCAGGUAUGCUGCUUUGUAUGUCUUUACCAAUGGAGGUGGUCUGGUGGAGAUGUUGGUGGGUAUAGGCAAGGAAUACGGCAGUCAGAUUAUCGCGGAAGAUUUCCCCACUGAUGCCGGCGAGGUCAAUGGACUUCAGGAGAAGGUCGGUGUCAAGGUCGGUGAGCCUUUGUGA